AUUGGUCCAUGGCUGUGCUUGUCCCUGUGCCUGCCUGCAGCACAAGCCCAGGUGACAAGCUCACCUGUGACCUGGAGGCAUCUAACAUUAGUUACAUAUGGUAUUGGUGAGGUGCUAAAGGCAGUGGGGAACAGCCUGGAUCACUUUGUUCCCUCCAAACACCCACUCGAAACUGUCUGUGGGUGAAAUCAAGGUUGGGGCAACAACCUCAUGGCAGAUCGACCCCUGAUGCAUGGGAACAGCCUCUGGAUCAGGAGAAGAAGUUGAUGGGCUGGACAAAAAGGUGAACCUAGGGCAGAAAUUAAAAAGUGGACUGCAAAUGUGAGGCAAAAGCAUCGUCGCUAGUAGGAUGGCUGAUGUAACCCUCAUGUCCCUCUUGCCUUCACCUGAGGGAAGCAGGUUCAGCAAGGAGACAUCAUCCCUGCUCCUUUGCUCUCUUCACCUGGAUGUCAGAACCCCAGGAUCUCUCCUGGCCUCCUCCUCACUACUCAUAACCACCCAUGAGAAGAGUGUGCCUGCAGAUGACUCCUGACCUGUGCACCCCUUUCUGCUGGUACAGCGUGCCUCUUCCCCUUCAGCAAGACAUGUCGCAGUGGACUGCUUGGGUCUUCUGCUCCUUCUCCUUCAGGGAGUGAAGCAUGUGGGCUGAAGGACCUUUUGAAGGUUCAAAGUGUCCUAGUGAAUUCAUCCACCUGGAAAAGGGAGACAGAGAGGCAGAAGCCAUGAUAAGGGCUGUGGGUUGGGAACGUGGGUCCAUGGCAUGGAAGACCGACUGGUGAUGUCAUGGGGGAUGCUGUAUGUCCAGGGUGAGGGUAAGAGUAGUGCUAUGGAGGAGGGGCAACCACAUACAGGCUUAAUCCCUGCGAUCCUAUAAGGCGGCCAAGGUUACAUUUUCUCUCUCCCUUCCUAUCCCCUGCUUUCUGUUGGAAAUUACUUAUGCAGAGCCAAAAAAUUGUCCCCUAAGUUCUGCUUCUGCUGCUGCCUCCAGCCCUCUUUCUACAAGGUGAACUAAAAUGCCCCUGCAGCAAGUGGACUCGGGGGAGGAAGUUUUUCUAAGGGGGCUGGCUGGGCAUCGAGCUGCUGGUGGAAGGUGAUGAGUGAACGCUUUUGCAUCACUAUUUUUCUCCCUCUUUCCUUCACUCGUUAAACUGUCUUUAUGUUGACCCACAAAGGUUUUUUUCUGACUUUUAGUUUUCCAGUUCUCUCCCCCAUACUGCUAUAGAGGCAGUGGGUGAGUGGCUGGUGGGUGCUUAGCUGCUGGCUGCAGUAGACCCACCACAAUCCACAGAAUGGAAAACCAGUAGAAAACCAGUAUGUCCUCUCUUCUGUAGCAUCUCCCCUUGCAGCUUUUGGGUGACCCUCCAGCCCUACAGUCCAAGAUGCUCUGCAGUGACCUAUGGGCCAGGGAAGUGGAGACAGCUUGGCUGCAGGAACAGACAGCAGGAGGAAUUGCAAAACCGAGCUACUUCCUCUGCCUCUAAUCUCCUUGCCCGGUCCCUGCUGAGGCUUCUCCCACAAAUGUUAAAGCCGUCUCUCAGCUCUCCAGAAGGGCCAUCCCCAUUUUUCCUGGCAAGCCAGAAAGAAAGGAUCCCUCAUCUACACCACAAACAACUAGCUGAGCCAUGCAGGUCCCUGCCCUACUCCUGCUCAUCCUCCCGGCCCUGCUGCCCCCAGCUGGCACUACCGACCCAAGCCAGCCCUGCCCGUCGGAGAUGAACAGCGUCAAGGACCUCCUGGAGGUGAACUGCACAGGGCAGGGUCUCAGUACGGUGCCCGCAGGCCUACCUAUGGACACGGGCAUCCUGCUGCUCAAUGCCAACCACCUGGUGUCCCUCUCCACCACCGCCUUCCAGCACCUCACCAAGCUGCAGGACCUCGAUCUGUCCAACAACGGUCUGGUGUCUCUGCACACCGGGCCCCUGCUGUGGAGCCUGAAGGAGCUGAUCCUCUCCAACAAUGAGCUGGGGGCCCUGCCUGCCCUGCGGGGCCUGCCUGCACUCACCCACCUGGCUGUGGCCCACAACAGCCUGGUGACACUGGCCCCAGGGUCUUUCAGUGCCGUGCCACAGCUGAAGGACCUGGACCUGCGAGGGAACCAGCUGCGGACGCUGCCCCAGGAGGUCUUUGCGGGGCUGACGGCCCUCGAGGACUUGGACAUCUCAGACAACCAGCUGGAGGAGCUCCCCAAGGAGCUGCUGCAGGAUCUGCAAGAGCUGCAGACCCUCUGGCUCUCAGGCAACCGGCUGCAGACUCUGCCCACUGGCUUCUUCCCCAAGGGGCACUUCUUCAUGUAUGUCUUCCUCACUGAGAACCUCUGGCACUGUGAUUGCAAGCUACGCUACCUGCAAGCCUGGAUCCGGCAGAACAGUGGCAGUGUCUAUCAGCCGGAGCGGGGCCUGGAGAAGACAAAGGUUGAGGUUGCCCCCAAGAAGGUGCUGUGCCACAGCCCCCCCGAGCAUCGGUGGAAGCCUGUCAUCGACUUCAAGCCCAGCUGCAGCGACGUGGGGGAUGUGGAUGAGGAGGAAGAGGAUGAAUAUGGUGAUGAGGAAGAAACAAUGGAGAAAGCUACCAUGGUCACCUUCUCCCCCCCACAUCCAUCUAUCACCAAAGAACACACUACCAUGCCUCAUGCUGUUACCUGGCCUCCCCUCACUACCAGAAGGCCUCCCCUCAGCACCCCUUCUAGCUCCACCCUUGCCCCAAGCACUUCACUUGCGAUGCCUGCAAGCACCAGAGCUCCCAGCACCACCAUUCCUGCGCCAGCCAGUCCCACCGCCACACCCACACAGACCCCCAGCACUGCUGCCGUUCUCACUGAAGCCCCCGCCAGCACCCCGCACACAACCACCACCCUUGUCUCUGCUACCUCACUGCCAACCACUGUGAGCACCAGACCUCUCAGCACCAGCAGCCAUCCCCAAACCACCCUCACCGCCAGCACUACCAACACCUGUGCCACUCCCAUAGUGUCCACUGGCAUGUUUUUCACCACCUCCACGGCAGUGCCUUCUGCUGCCACACUAGAGGCCUCUUCCACUGUCAGAUCUUCAUCUCCUCCUCUGACGUCAACCACGCCGGUGGUCUCUACCACCAUGCUUUCCACUCAUGCCCCAACACCGCCAGCUCCCCUGGACACCACACGCUUCACUCAGCCUGCACCUCUCCCCCUCUGCCCGUGCUCCAUCCCAGGACCGGCCGUACCUGUGCUGCGCUCGCGGGUAGGUGGGGAGGGUCCGCAGUGGGGGCAGUGGGUGCUGAGGCACUGCUGCCUAUUGCACUGGGUGCUCUACCUGGCCUCCUUGGCUCUGCUGGUCCUGACCGUGCUGGGUCUGGCAGGCUGGCUGGCGUGGAUGUGUCUGGUGCGACGGCCCUUCUGGCACAAGUCCCUGCAGACCCAAGAGGUGCAGUAUCCACUGAUGAGGUGGAGGGAGUCAACAGGAAGCCCUGUGAUGCAUCUCAAAAGCCCCCUCCGGCGCCCCACGUUCUGUACCAUCAAGGAAGUAGAGUUGUGCCCUGAGGUCACUUACUGCACGAUUAAAGACCUGGGAAUGCAACACAGUCCUCCUGCAAGUUCCUCCUUCUGCACCACAAAGGAGCUGUGGGUCCACCAUAGUCCUCCGAAUGUUUCAUUCAAGUCUUUCUCCAGGAAACUGAAGGUCACAGACCUCAGCUCCCUGAGGUCCCCUUCUGCUUACAGCCUGGACAGGGGUGUCAAGGCCAUCGGUGAUGUCAGAGUGAAAUACGCUGGCAACACCUUGUAAAUGCUUCUGUAUUUUCAAAGAGAUGGAGGGUCAUGGCUCUGCUUCACGUACCCUUGUUUUACAAGGGAAAGAUCUGCUUGCCAAGGGGGAAGCCAUCCAGCUCCUUCCUCUAGUAUUCUCUCACACCCCCUGAGGUUUCUAGAUCUGCAAUAAUUACUUCCAUACUCGGCAGGGGGAGAAGAUGUCCUAAACUAGGCAAGUGACAGUUUGGGGCUGCUGCUGCCUGGUUUUGGGGUGAAUGUGGGAAAUCAGAGCUUACUUUGUACUCUAUGUCCCACCUGCUUCUGUUUGAAUGAUGUACAUAAAGUUACGCUAUUCUUUCAACUCAGUGCCAGGUUGUUAAUCACAGAAUAAAUAUUCUCUUUGCCUGAA
This is a messenger RNA of Harpia harpyja (harpy eagle), 4133 nucleotides long. RefSeq names its product glycoprotein Ib platelet subunit alpha (gene GP1BA). The transcript has 3 exons. The record is from RefSeq and is a predicted model, not a curated record. Bases 1623 to 3761 code for a protein of 712 amino acids. Gene Ontology annotation, molecular function: protein binding. Lineage: Eukaryota; Metazoa; Chordata; Aves; Accipitriformes; Accipitridae.